UGGCUAUUUUAAAAACGUAUAUGCACGACUGACACUAUGCUCGCUCGAAGGUAGGCUUAUUGCUUAAUUAAUAUUUCUAGUGGUGUUAUUACCAAGUUGAUAGCGAUUGCGUGUUUGGUUUUGUAUUGUUUCAGCUUUAGAACUAACUAAAACAGCUGGAGUAACGCGCGUCCCGAGCAGAGCGAGAAUCCCUGACUGUAUUCGGGGGGAAAUGUGGCUCGCCUACACCAGCCAAUCGAAAGAGAAUUGGUCUGAGACUCAUAGCUGAUAGGAAAUCCCCACACACAUUCACUGGCAUUUAAACUGUGAAACAGCUGGCCCAACUCAAGAAGGAAAUGUAACAAGUUGGACUGGGAAAGGAAUUCGAAUGCGGAGACGAAAUAAUUCAUACUAAUACUAAUAGAAUAAACGUUUAGUACCAACGUUACACGGAUCGACGCUGUAUGCCGUACUCCUACCCACUUGCCAGUGGCACUGGUGCUAGAUGGCUAGUAAAUUGGCGAACUGAACGUGGGAAGCUAGCGAGUUCAGCCACUUCACAAUAGUAAACUUAAAACGUCUAAGUGUUGCAACAUCAGAAAUCGUCAUUUGCAAACUCCCUCACGUUUCGUUUAACUCCUUGGCAAGAGGAAGGGGCGAGGAGCAGUUUCCACGCUUGGAAUAUUCUGUUUUUUCCAGAUGCAGUGUGGAAUUAUUUUCUCCAGUCAUUUCUUUAAUUGCUUCUGUUUCUGUUUGGAUUUUUUUCGCCUGUUUGUGAAGACAGGUUCCACACCUUUUUUUUCAAAUGGUCCUGUCAUGGAGACUCAAAUGAAAGUCAUACUUCUCUGAGGUUUGUGUGCUCCAGACAGAGCAGACCGCGGACAUCGUCAGAGAGAGAAGAGUCAGUUUCCACUUGGGCUGAGUUUAGGCUAUCACUGACGGAUUAACCAUCCCCCAUCCAAGAAUAAAACCAGACCAAGGCUGCAGGACCAGGCCUGCAAAAAAGGAACUUAUUCCCCCCCCCAAACGAUUCUUCACAUUUUGUGAAACUGUCAAACUACCUCAAGUUCUUUUUUUUUGACGGUUUCCUGUUCUGCAGAAAGUUAACGAGGGGGAGGGAGUACUCUCUCGCCCUCUCUUUUUCUCUCUCAUCUCUGCCCCUCUUUCUGUCUCACCGGGGGUCGUCAUGACGACUGCCGUCCAACCAACAGAACUGGUGUUUGAGUUUGCCAGUAAUGGGAUGGACGAAAUGAACCAGCUGGACGACCCGUCAGUGUUUCCUGCGGUGAUCGUGGAGCAGGUGCCAGCAGCUGACCUCAUGCAGGUGUACUCCGGGCUGGAGUCAGACGAGGUUCCCAACGGCAUUAUGGCCGACAACUCCCUGGACGUAGCGGAGGAGCAGAUAAUGGGCGGAGACAUCGGGCUCUCGGAAGCAGCAUGCACAGACUCAGAGGAGAACAUGGAGACCAUAGAGGCAGCAGAAGCUCUGCUGAACAUGGAGUCUCCCAACAACAUCCUGGAUGAAAAGCGCAUGAUCCACUCCUACAACACCCUGCUGGACCCUGACCUGACCUACAUCUCCUUGCGACCGGAGCAGCUGUCCAGCAAUGGCGUGCACAUGUCGCAUGUGGAAGAAGAGUCCGCGGACGAGGUCCCGUCGAGGAGCCCCGGCAAAGCCCAGCGGAAAAGCAAAGCACGCAAACCGCGAGUGCCACGCCCCUGCUCCCCCAUCUCCAACCCCAGCCUGCCACUCAGGAAGAAGAGCAAGGAGGGCAAAGGCAACACCAUCUACCUGUGGGAGUUCCUCCUGGCCCUUCUGCAGGACAAGAACACCUGUCCUAAAUACAUUAAGUGGACACAGAGGGAAAAAGGCAUCUUCAAACUGGUGGACUCCAAGGCCGUGUCCAAGCUGUGGGGCAAACACAAAAACAAGCCGGAUAUGAAUUAUGAGACGAUGGGGCGGGCUCUCAGGUAUUACUACCAGCGAGGGAUCCUGGCCAAAGUGGAGGGGCAGCGGCUGGUGUACCAGUUCAAGGAAAUGCCCUCUGACCUGGUCAUCAUCGAUGAUGACGACGGCCAGGUGCCCGAAUCCGGCCCUGGUCAUGGCGGGCACCGCUCGGGCCCGCACGGCAGGGGCCUCUCCCACGGGACAUCCCGGGUGGGGCGGGGAAAGGCGUCCGGGCAGCCGGUGCUGCUGCGUAGCUUGAAGAGGGAGGCCAGCCCCCCCCUGGUUUAUCGGGGCGGGAAUGACGGACAUCGAGAGCAGCUGCUGCAGACUUUGCACGUUCUGCAGCCCAACCAGGGUGCGGUUGCCCCCUCCCCCACACAGACUGUGAGGACCAUCAACGUGCCCACGUCUGUCCAGGCCUCCGUUCCCAUGGUGCUGACCUCCGGGACGCAGGGCGGAGGCACGGUCACGCUGCAGACCGUGCCGCUCUCCACCGUCCUGGCCAACGGCGACGGCGGCCACAUGGCGCCACAGAGGGUCAUCCUGCACGCCGUGCCCUCCUCCUCCGCGCCCGGGGUCAAGGACGUGCUGAGCUUCCAGACCUCUGGGCUCCAGGACGGCGGGCAGCCCCAGCAGCUGCUGGUGACCAGCCUGGGCUCGUCCUCGGGCGGGGUCAUCAGCACCACCGCCCAGUCUGGGUCGCACAACGGCAUCACCCGCCUGGUCACCCUCAACGCCAGUGGGCAGCCGGUGGUGGCGCAGCAGCCGGGGACGGUCAUCGCGACCGUGCUCAAGCCCAGCGAGUUCCACACUCUGCAGGUGAAAGAGGAAGCGCUGGACCCCCAGUACCUGCAGUCGCUGGUCAACAGCGAAGGCGUGGUGACGUUUCGGCCGGAGGAGGCGGAGGCGGGCAGGGCGGAGCUGGCCUACAGGACUGUCAUCAUCGGGCAGGCCCCGGACGCCGCCCUGAAUGGACGCGUGACGGCCGCCGGAGCCGUGGAGCGCGGCGGCCAGCUGUCCUACAGCCACAGCGAAGGCCUGACGCCCGUGGAGGAGCUGGAAAUCACCGGGGAGUCGGUCCUGCAGCCGGUGGGUGGAGUCAAAGAGGAGGACGGCACCGCUGAGCCCCUCCCCCAAGGCUUCCAGGAGCUGUCCGUCACCAUUCACGUGCCCGCCUCCGACUUCAUCGCCGCCCAAGUGAAGACGGAGCCCGUCGAGACGUAGAGCUGAAGUGAACCUCACCAAAUACCCAAAAAAAACAUUCCUUUUCCAAACCCUUCUGAAAGCGGGGCCUUUUGUAAUUUAUUUCUUUUAAUCGUAAGUCAAGUGUCAGCCCUGGAGGGCAGUUUACUCACAGACAUUGUGCCUAAAUUUGAAUAUAAAGGGAUUAUUUUGUUUGUUUGUGUGUGUAUAUGGCGAUAACCCUCUCAAUAGAGAAUAUCACCUCAGUUGCACCCUCCCACAUGGCCUCCCCAUGGGGACCAGCUUUUCUCAGAACCAAUCUGUGCCUUCCAGCUGUUGCCCACAUAUCUCACCUGACUGUGGAGUUUAUGCCUCAUCAAGCAGACGAACCGGAGGACAGAACCGGCCCUUUGAAGUAGGGCACACAGUGUCACUGUGCUGAGAUGAUUGUAGGGAGACCAAAAAUGGCAGGUGGGAGAGCACAAUUAAAUCAGACCAGCGCCACAAGAAUUACAUUGUUCUUCCCUUUAGAUUUGUCCUUGCAGGAAAAUUUCAGUGAGUCAGAGAGUGACGUGAUGGAAAUGCAGCGCAAGGUCAGAACCGACAGACAUAUUCAGACAUCGGCCUGAACACGUGCCUGAUUAAAAAGCUAUGUCAAUAAUUCCAUUUUCGGGGAAGUCUCGGACUGUCGGAGCUGGAAAGAUAUCCGAACUUUGGGAACUGACGCCCCCUGCCCCUUUCAUCACAACUGUCAGAGAGCUGCAUCUGUGCCUCAGUUACUUGUGGCCUUAAAACAUUGUGUUGCCAUGGGAAUGGGCAUUUUCUGUCCUGUGGGACAGUCCAAUUAUAGCCAUGUUUGUACAGAACUGCAGAAUUCUGGAAAAGCAGCGAUAAAAUGGACCAGAUAUAUUCAGUAUAUUCUGCUUCUAUAUAGUCAGUCACUCUUUAAAACGUUUUAAGAUGUUUAUAAAAAGGAAUAUAUAAUGGUUAAAAAACUACUAGUGAGAGGAAUGUUUAGACUGCAAUUGUAUUUAUUUUGUAGUGACUUCUAAAUUUUAAAUGCUUUGAAAGAGAUUAAGGCACAUUUUUAAAUGACAAAUGCAUAAGCAAAGGAAUACAUAUAUGUGUGUGUGUAUAUAUGUAUAUAUAUAUAAAUAUAUAGAUGUAUAUAUACACACACACACACACACACACAUAUAUAUGUGUAUAUAUAUGUAUAUGUACAUAUACAUAUUUAUGUAUAUAUAUAUAUAUAUAUAUAUAUAUAUAAAUUACAUAAAAUUUAAAAAAGUUUUUCUUUUUUGUAUUGAAACUUUUGAAAAUGUUGGUCAGUUUUCUAUGCAUUCUGGGUAAUCAGCAGAAUUUUUAUAUUUUCUUACUUUUGUGACUUAAAUGGGAAAAACAGAACAUGUGCUUAAUGUGAACUUAAUGUGGGCUUUUUUUCUAUACAAUGUUUCUCUGUUGUUGUCUCUGUACAUAUUCCCCAGGAUGGUCAUAAGUGCAUUUCACAUGCAUCCUGCUGGCACAGUUAUGACCCCUUCUGUAGCAGCAGUUUAUCCAAACCCUCCCUUGUCCAUCCAUUAACUUUUCAAAUUUGUCUUCUUGGUAGCACGUUCAAUGAAUGAUCCUUCAUAAGACCUGUAUAACUCCUUCCUAAGCACUGCUUAGAGCGUUAAUAAGCACGACAAACAUCAACAGGUGCUUAUGUCAAAAACUGCAAAUACGUAAAUAGUGGGUCACCACUAAUUGCAGUUAUUCACAUGAGCAUUUAUGGAUAGCUAUGUAUUGCUUAUGUGCUAGGUAGUGGCUAUGAAGGAGUUAUAGCUCUUAUGAAGGACAAUUCAAAGUUCUUCUUAAGAACUGCAGAGCUUUCUGCAUGCAUCCAGAGAUUUGAGUUUACAUCCAUACCCUCCACAUCUUGCUGUUUGAACAGUGCCUAGUUCCUCUGUUAUAUGCUCUGAGAAGGCAAGACGGCCAUGUCUGCACGUGUGGCCACAACAGUAUUUCUUUAGCCAGUUGAUUGUGAAGAAGGGCUUCAGCUAUAUCAUCAUUAUAUCUACCAGGAGCUAAUAGGCUCAAAUCUGUCCUGAGCCCAGUAUUGCAGACAGUGGGAAUAUGACACAUUUCCAAUCACCCUUUCUUUUGCUAUGACAAUCCAAAUUUGGUUUGUGCAUUUUUAUAUGCUCAGGUGACUUCAUCAGCCUUUUGUCAGGUGCAUUGUUUCACGGUCAGUGUCACAGACCCUCAGGACGCCCUGUGCUUGCUGCCAUCAAAAAACACCAGAGCAACAGAGAAGCUGUCCCCAUAAGCCAGUGUUCCUCCCACGCACAGGACCCAGGAGACCCCCAUGUCCGGCUGUCGGGUGUGGUGUCAUGUCAGUUUCUCUCUCUCUCUCUAUUUCUCUCCCUCUCCAGCAGCCAUUCCAUCUAUUUCCUGUCUUUUGUCAGCCGGGCUGUUGUGUCACAAGCAUAAAAGGUUUUGUGGAAUUCUUUUUCAAAGAGAAAAAAAUAAAACAUUGUCCGCUUUGAAAGCAAAA
This is a messenger RNA of Anguilla rostrata (American eel), 5645 nucleotides long. RefSeq names its product E74-like ETS transcription factor 1 (gene elf1). The record is from RefSeq and is a predicted model, not a curated record. The transcript is spliced from 10 exons. Gene Ontology annotation, cellular component: nucleus. Gene Ontology annotation, molecular function: sequence-specific DNA binding; DNA-binding transcription factor activity, RNA polymerase II-specific. Gene Ontology annotation, biological process: regulation of transcription by RNA polymerase II; cell differentiation. Lineage: Eukaryota; Metazoa; Chordata; Actinopteri; Anguilliformes; Anguillidae. The coding region runs from base 1166 to 3151 and encodes 661 amino acids.